AUGGGCUCUUCUCAUUCCUCUGUGGAAAGUGAAAAGCAUGAAAGGGAUGUAUGGAGGACUCAUUUGGAGCAUCAAUAUGACGGAAGUCACCACCGAACGGCGGGGGUUCGAUAUCGGCGCCCCAAGCUGGACUCGCAUGCGAUUGAAGAGCGAAUGAAUGAGCUUCAACACGGAAAUCGAAAACUAAAGAAGCGACGAUAUCUCAAUAUCCUCGGUGAAAACGACCACGAGAAGUACCCAGAUCUCGAUACCUAUUACAGCACAACAAAAGAGAUACCCCGCCGACUGAUUGUCCAAGCCACCCACGAUGCCCAACAUGAUACUCGAGCGCGCCACUGGGGUCACAGCACUAUCAAAGGAAACAAACCGUUUAUUGUCUGGCUUUCUGAGCUUUGCUUGAACCCUUUUCGCUUUGACAAAUAUGACGGCGGUUUUGUGGAUGAGGACGAUGAAAAGGCUGAGGAGAUCCGGUGGAAAAAGAUGAGCCUUGCACGGAGAAUCUUCCAGACCACUAUACACUGGAUUGCCUCGACAGUUCUGACCCUGCUGCUUGCCUGGAUCAUCCAAGUCAUGUUGUCAGUCCAAGUUGUCACUGCACCUUGGAGCGACUCAGGUGAAGCUGGCUCUUAUGAAGAUUAUGAUAAUGUUCACUGGGAAUGGCCCCAUCAUGCAGUCAAUAUUCUAGACCAGUCGCCGAGCAACACGAAGCCACAAUCUACAAUCACCAAACUGAUGAUCCCCCGGCGCCUGGUGGUCAAAGACAAAUCCACCGGCAGAUGGGUUGUGAAGAUGACGGACGAACUUCGUGACAAGCACACUGGUAUGCUUCAACCAUACGUGUUUCUCAGCUUUUCUCGGGCCAAUUUCCUGGGGAUUGACGACACAAGAUUGAGGCCGUUCUUUUAUCGGGUCGCAGAAGCAGUUCUGGAACACGAAAACGCACGUCGGGAUGAAAGGGAUCCCCCCAUGGAAGCUUUCUGGCUUGACAUGGACUGUGUCGCAUCGAAUCCUCCAGUCAAGGAUAAAAAUGGAAAUAUGGUAAACCCAAUCAUGCAUGCCGACUCGGAAAUGACAAAGGACAUCAAUUCCAUUUGUGAUGCCGUACGAUGCGCAAAACGAGUCUAUGUUGUCCUACCCGACGAUCGCCCGGAAGACAAGCUGAUUUGGGGCCGACGCAUCUGGACUCUGCCCGAAGUCUUACUUGCAGCUGAUAAGAUCCGAUAUUGCAUUUCACCAUUCGAGGCCAUGCAAGGAAAUGGUGUUAUCCGAAUCAACAAUGUCUUGUUAACUGACAUGUAUAACAGCUUCUGGGCAGGCCAUCCAUCUCGCUCCCACUUGGCUGGUAACGAGAAAUGGGAUACCCAUGAAGAUGCAAUCACACACCUUGUCAACCACUAUACGAACCGAACCAAGCUGAGCGAGCUGCAGCUGUUCACCUUUGCCAUUCAGGCUUUGGCCCAACUGACUUCUGGCAAAGACACUCGGGGUGAGAGUACCGUGGAGUUAGCAUAUGCCGCCAUGGGACUGCUAGCUUAUCGGCUCACUCCUGAUGAUAAUGAAGAUGUGUUUCAAGCUGUCGCACGACUGUCUCUUUAUGCCGUCGCGAGCAGUGAUACUCUUCUGCGGAACAUUGCGGAUCCUGAUCAAUAUGCCACUCACCUAUGGGAUAUAGAUCCGAUGUGCGAUGUGGUCGGAAUUGGAAAUGACAAGUUCACGCCCACUGUCAUAACCGAUCGCUGUCGGGGUAUUCCCAUUCGGUGGAAGGGAUUUCCCAGAAUGCGAUAUGCCCAGGACCUGACCAGCUUUCGGGCAACUCUAGCACAAAGCGUCGUUUUUGCAGGCGCAUGGUUCUUCGUCACCGGAUUCGGACUCUUUUCCUCGGCUAUAUCACUAGCAAUGGCGAACAACGUCAAUACCACCGACAAAACUACCAGUAUCAACAUCGGUUCUUAUCUAUACGGAAUGGCGGUAUUUGUUGGCGUCGGAUGGGCGAUAUCCUGGUUCAGCCCACUGGCAGUGCGUCAGCUUUGCAACGGCGGAUCGUCCGGUGUUUCCUGUCAUUUGAUAGGGUUCGAAGGUACAAUGACACUCCGAAAAAUUGAGAAGGCGAUAUAUGGCAAUUACAAUGCUCGGCUUUCCUAUUCUGCAUCUUCUUCCAUCUUCUCCAAGGACCUGCGACAUGAGAAGCUUCGAAUGGGAAUCGAGCGUCCCGAUAAGAAUGGAGACCCCGAAGGGCCAGAACAUUGGAAACAGCAGAGAGUGAAGCACAAUAUCCCCGACUCGCAUCGCCUAUUCACCAUUGUGGAUACGGGUGAUUUGACCGUUACAGUGAUUGCUGCUCAGAGGCCACCUGUGGUUGCUUUGAUCGCUGGUCGCGAGGGUGGCAUGUUGCGGUCCCUGUUGUGUAGCUGGCGGUUUGAAACGAAUUGUCUGUAUCGUGAAUGUGUCAUCCGUAUGCGGAGCUCGUUGGAGGAACAGGCUACUCCGAAUGACUGGCUUAAAAUCAGUCUGGCCAGCCAAAGCGAUGUCAAUCAGACCCGGUCGCUUUACCAACCAAAGAGCCAGCCUGCGCCUCCUGUUGUUACUGGUUCCAUUCCGCCUUCAGCUCUCCCGGUUCCUCCUCAGAAAAUUCCCGUUGUCGGUCAGACCAAUGUUGAGUCACUGCAAUGA
Penicillium cosmopolitanum is the source of this 2670-nucleotide messenger RNA. RefSeq lists its product as uncharacterized. The transcript is spliced from 2 exons. The coding region runs from base 1 to 2670 and encodes 889 amino acids. The record is from RefSeq and is a predicted model, not a curated record. Lineage: Eukaryota; Fungi; Ascomycota; Eurotiomycetes; Eurotiales; Aspergillaceae.